Molecule: messenger RNA, 420 nt
Organism: Glarea lozoyensis ATCC 20868
Lineage: Eukaryota; Fungi; Ascomycota; Leotiomycetes; Helotiales; Helotiaceae
Exons: 2
Coding region: 1-420 (139 amino acids)
Source: RefSeq, a predicted model, not a curated record
AUGGGAAACUCCAUCAGUCGCAACUCGUAUCUUCUGGCAGGUCCAUGUUCUGCCAGAGAAGUCAUAUGGCACUAUGUUAACGAAACUGUGUUGCCAGAGCAAGCUCAAUGUAUCGAUUACAAUUAUAUACUAGAGAGCCAUUGCUGCAAAGAUUUAACAUGUAGACCGAACAAACGUUUGGAUCAAGAAUUCCACCGGUACAUGUGGGAUGACUGGUGGCACCUGGGAAACCCAUUUGCAGGAAGCGAUCGCAACAUCGAAUGGUCUGGAAUUGGAGGGUGCACCUGGCAUUUUAAGGGCGGGAAUUAUGAUGGAACAGAGCCUGGACUUUAUGUCCUACCUUUCAAGAGGCCCAAACCAUCAUCUUGUUCAGAAGAUUUUUCAGAAGGUUCUUCAGAGUCUUCUUUAGAAGACCCGUGA